UGCCUGCCAUUUUGCAAUUAAAAAUAUAAAGCUUCGGUGCUGCCAGUUGUAUGAUAGUCACUUAGAGCCAUUAUGAAAUUGCCAGUUGAAAGCCUUUUUGGACCGGUGCUUUGAAGUUUGUUUACCCACUACCGCUAAUUUUAAAAUCAUGUUUUGUUUAGAUUUUAGCGUUGACGAGAAUUCCUGUCUAAAUUGUAUCACAUACAUCGUUCAUUUCUUCUUAGUAUUGCACUACUGCAAAGCUUACCAUAUAGACAGACGCAAAUGGCUUAUGCUGCUGUAACUUCGCUUAAAGAAACACUCCAUCUAUACUUCUUGCAAUCGCAACCACGCUUGCCUCUUCAAGACAAUCAAGAGAUACUUAAUUCUCUCCAUCAAAAUCUUGGUUUCCUCCAAGAAAUUCUUGAGAAAUCUGAGAUUGCCAAUGAUAAUUCGCGGAUGAAAGAUUUAGAGGCAGAGAUUAGAGAUGUAGCAUUCAAAGCUGAAGAAAGGAUUGAGAUGGAGUUGAGUAGCAUAUAUCUAGCAAAGGGUUGGACGAAGCAUAUUCGUAUAAAGGUUUCCCUCCUCAGGCUUCGUGGAAUCUUCAAUGAAGCAGUAAAACAGAUUGAUUACCUCAAGAAGGAGUUGAUUGAAAUUAGUGAAAAGCAGCUUGCAAAGGGUCCAUCACUCCUUGGUUCAACAUCAUCAUCGCAGCCUGUUGAUCCAGAACGCCAGAAUAAUAUUAUUCCUGUGAGUGAAUAUUCCAAAAGCGCUUCAAAGUUUGAUAGUGGAAUGGUUGGAUGCGACGAGGAGUUCAAGACGAUAAUGGAUCAGCUCACUCGACAAUCAUCAAAGCAGCUACAAGUUGUACCAAUUGUUGGCAUGGGAGGAAUAGGCAAGACCACUUUAGCUGGGAAAGUCUAUAGUGAUCCACGAAUUACUUCUCAUUUUUACAUUCGAGCAUGGGUUACUGUAUCUCAAGAGUAUAACGUGGAACAAAUGCUCCAAUGCCUAAUUGGUUGUGUUAAUGCAGCAUCAAGAGAUGAACUUCAUGAACAGAGCAAUGAACUCCAUGAACAGCGGCGACAAAGAAAUUCCAAAGAAAGUCUGCGUAGACUGUUGAUGGGAAAGAGAUAUUUGAUAGUGAUGGAUGAUAUAUGGAGCACUACUGCUUGGGAUAGUGUGCAAGGAUGCUUUCCAGACGAUUAUAAUGGAAGUCGCAUACUAUUAACUUCUCGGCUCAGGGAGGUGGUUGAAUAUGCAAAUCCAGGUAAUUCUUCCAUUAACAUGCAUUUCUUAGAUGCCAAUGAAAGUUGGAAUCUCUAUUGCAAUGUGUUUGGUCAAACGAAAUUUCCUUCAGAGUUUGAGCAAAUUGGUAGAAACAUAGUGAAGAAAUGUAAUGGAUUACCUCUCGCUAUUAUUGUAAUAGCUAGUCUUCUCUCCAAGAUAGAGGCGGCAGUGGAGAAGUGGAAUAAUGUUGCAGAAAAUGUGAGUAGAUAUGUAAUUGGUGAUUCUAAUGAUGCAUGUUCCAGAAUACUAUAUUUGAGUUACAACCAAUUACCACACCACUUAAAAGCUUGUUUUCUAUAUUUUGGAGUUUUUCCCGAAGACUAUGAGAUCCAUGUGAAGAAGUUAGUUAGGUUGUGGGCGGCAGAGGGAUUUUUGAGGGCAGAGGAGCAUCAAAAUAUGGAGGAAGUGGCCAUGGAAUGCUUGCAAGAUCUUGUUGAUAGAAGUCUUGUUUUUGUAAGCAAACAGAGCUACAAUGGGAAAAUGAAGACAAUAAGAAUACAUGACUUGUUGCGUGAUUUGUGUUUGAGAGAAGCUCGAUAUGAAAAUCUCUUGAAUGUCAUUGGAGAUGAAAAACUUCCAUUUUAUAAGAAGAAAAUCUCUUGUCCUUGGAUAAGUGCUACAUCAAGGUUUCAUCUACUUCCUGUAUCAAAGUGCUAUCACAAAUCACAUUCCUUUCACUAUCCUAAUGCUUAUUACUCUAAAAGUGUGAAAUGUUUAUUUUCACACUUCAAACUACUAAGAGUAGUAGACAUAGAGAGCGUAUAUGUUUUCAUGAAUAUGUAUGGGGUAGUAUAUGUGCUCGCAAAUCUUAUUCAUUUGAGAUACUUAGCUUUGAGGUAUUCAAAUAGGACUUCCAAUCGAUAUUUUCAUUUAAAGCUCUUUGAGCAUUGGAAUAUUCAAAGCUUUAUUGUUGAUGGAGUAUUGGAUUCCUCUGAGGCAUGUGGAAUUUGGAAAAUGCCACUACUAAAGAAUUUUUGCAUUCAACGGAUUGAUUCAUUAGGAACUUCGUCAGUUGUUCAUAGAAACUUAGAGAGUAUAUCAUGGUUGAAUGCUAAGCUCUGUACAAAGGAUUUGUUUACAAGGAUUCCAAAUUUAAAAAAAUUGGGAAUUUAUGGUGGAUACCAGGAUAACAAUCUAGAUUAUUUUUACAAUAUUAUGCACUUGGGGCAGCUUGAGGAGCUAAGCAUCACAGCCUGGUUUUUCAACCAUAUUCCAUAUAGGGGCAUCUCAUGGGCAACUAAUUUUCUACCAAAUCUUAAGAAGCUCAAAUUCAUUGAUACUUAUUGUUUGGCAUGGAGUGAUAUGGAGCUUAUUGGUAUGUUGCCGAAUCUAGAGGUUCUAAAACUGAAACAUGCUAUUGAUAGGAAAGACACAAUGUGGGAACCACCCGAGGAAGGGUUCCGUCAAUUGAAAAGAUUGGUAAUUGAAUAUACAUUUUUGGAACACUGGAACGCCGUGGGUGACCAUUUCCCUAUGCUAGAAUGUUUAGAGUUACGUAGUUGCUAUUCUUUGCAAGAGAUUCCUAGUGGUUUUGCGGAUAUCACCACACUAGCACUGAUUCAAUUAAACUUGUGUUGGGAUUCGGUUCUGGCUUCGGCAAAGUUGAUUCAAGAAGAGCAAUACAACAACUAUGGAAAUGCCCUCCUUGUUCGUUCGGAAAAUAUUAAGGCGAAACAUUUAUACAACAAAUAGGAAGAAUGGGAUGUGGAGGAAGAGAGUGAUCUUUUGGUGGAUUAGGCAGCUGCAGUUUACUAACCAUUUGAGUGGGUGAAGAGAGAGCAAAUGGAACAAGUGUUAUCCAUCAACUCAUCAAGAAUACUCAACUUUUUUUCUUUUUUUUUUUUUGCCUUACAAAUCUCAUUGUGGAGAUUUCUAUUAGAACAGUAUUACUAGUAGUACUAUUUUGUUCUGUAGGAAAUAAAUUACUAGUUGUAAAACUUCCAUUUACAGCACUUGUUUUCAAAGUCUUGUCCUUGGAUAAGUAUUAGACCAGGAAGUUUCAAUAAUCAAAUCAGAUCUAAGUGCUUUGACAAA
Molecule: messenger RNA, 3303 nt
Organism: Ipomoea triloba (trilobed morning glory)
Lineage: Eukaryota; Viridiplantae; Streptophyta; Magnoliopsida; Solanales; Convolvulaceae
Product: putative late blight resistance protein homolog R1A-10
Exons: 3
Coding region: 265-2961 (898 amino acids)
Biological process (GO): defense response to other organism
Molecular function (GO): ADP binding
Source: RefSeq, a predicted model, not a curated record